CUCUAUCAAAAUUCAGGAGAAACCAAACAAAUUUUUGAGGGGAAAAAAAGAACAUAAUUUGCGAAGAAAAUUAUAGCCACGUACAUUUUGAGAGAUUCAGAUGAGAUAAGGGCUCAAAAACUUGUUUCCACAAAAAUUAUAUUUGCCAUUUAUCUCCAAAAAAUAUUUUCUUGAGUAAUAAAUCCACCCCACCCCUUCUUUGCUUCAUGUAGUUGUGCAAGUACAGCGACACCAAAACAAUUUUCUCACCUGCCAGUUUUGCAGAACACCUAGCUAUGGAGUCGGUGGCUAACCAAAGGAUUGCAAGGGUAUCAGCUCAUCUCCAACCUCCAAAUUCCCAGAUGGAGGAAAGCUGUGUUUUGAAGAGAACUGAUUGCAGAGCAAAAGGAGGAGCGCCUGGGUUCAAAGUGGCUAUCUUGGGUGCUGCUGGAGGGAUUGGGCAACCUCUUGCAAUGCUAAUGAAGAUGAAUCCUUUGGUCUCAGUUCUUCACCUCUAUGAUGUUGUGAAUGCUCCCGGGGUCACUGCUGAUAUUAGUCACAUGGACACUGGUGCUGUGGUUCGGGGUUUCCUAGGGCAGCCACAGCUUGAGAGUGCUCUUACAGGGAUGGACCUUGUGAUCAUACCUGCUGGUGUGCCAAGGAAGCCUGGAAUGACUAGAGAUGAUCUUUUCAAAAUCAAUGCUGGGAUCGUCAGAACUCUCUGCGAGGGAGUAGCAAAGUGCUGCCCCAAUGCGAUUGUCAACUUGAUCAGCAAUCCAGUUAAUUCUACAGUUCCAAUUGCAGCAGAGGUUUUCAAGAAAGCUGGAACUUAUGAUCCAAAGCGACUUCUAGGAGUUACAAUGCUUGAUGUUGUGAGAGCAAACACUUUCGUGGCAGAAGUUCUGGGACUUGAUCCUAGGGAAGUUGAUGUUCCAGUCGUUGGAGGCCAUGCUGGAGUUACAAUUUUGCCCCUUCUGUCGCAGGCUAAGCCCCCUUCCUCCUUCACCCCUGAAGAAACUGAAUACCUGACAAAACGAAUUCAAGAUGGUGGAACAGAAGUUGUUCAGGCAAAAGCUGGGGCUGGCUCUGCAACAUUGUCAAUGGCAUAUGCAGCUGUUAAAUUUGCAGAUGCCUGCCUCCGUGGCUUGAGGGGAGAUGCUGGUGUUGUCGAAUGUGCAUUUAUAGCUUCUGAGGUGACAGAACUUCCAUUCUUUGCGACCAAGGUACGGCUUGGCCGUAGAGGAGCUGAGGAAGUCUAUCAACUUGGUCCCCUAAACGAAUAUGAGAGGGUGGGAUUGCAAAAGGCGAAAAAGGAGUUGGCGGAAAGCAUUCAGAAGGGGAUUUCCUUCAUCAGGAAAUAGUUUCAAUUCAAGUGAAGCAAAUUAUGUAACGUUAACGAGUAGUUCCUUGUAUCCGGACCAGUUUGAAAUCAUCUCUUAUGAUAUUUGCCAAUUUGAAACUCA
Populus trichocarpa (black cottonwood) is the source of this 1442-nucleotide messenger RNA. RefSeq names its product malate dehydrogenase, glyoxysomal. Gene Ontology annotation, molecular function: L-malate dehydrogenase (NAD+) activity. Gene Ontology annotation, biological process: tricarboxylic acid cycle; malate metabolic process. The record is from RefSeq and is a predicted model, not a curated record. Bases 276 to 1340 code for a protein of 354 amino acids. The transcript is spliced from 9 exons. Gene Ontology annotation, cellular component: chloroplast; cytoplasm. Lineage: Eukaryota; Viridiplantae; Streptophyta; Magnoliopsida; Malpighiales; Salicaceae.